Trypanosoma brucei brucei TREU927 is the source of this 468-nucleotide messenger RNA. RefSeq names its product ribose 5-phosphate isomerase, putative. The record is from RefSeq and is a predicted model, not a curated record. Gene Ontology annotation, molecular function: isomerase activity. NCBI's taxonomy places the organism in Eukaryota, Euglenozoa, Kinetoplastea, Trypanosomatida, Trypanosomatidae. The transcript has a single exon. Bases 1 to 468 code for a protein of 155 amino acids. Gene Ontology annotation, biological process: carbohydrate metabolic process.
AUGACGCGCAAGGUGGCUAUCGGUGCUGACCACAUCGGCUUCCCCAUUCACGAAAGCAUUGUGCGGUACGUGCGGGAAGCAGGUGAGGAAUUUGAACCUGUCUACAUUGGCCCGCACAGUUUGGAGAGAGUUGACUACCCCGAUUACGCCCUCAAUGUGGCACGGAUGGUCGCCCGUGGCGAGGCGGACGUCGGUAUUCUUGUUUGCGGCAGCGGAAUUGGUAUGUCGAUCGCGGCAAAUAAAGUCCCAGGAAUUCGUGCUGCGCUUUGUUUCGACCACUAUACGGCGGUCAUGGCAAGACAGCACAACGAUGCAAAUGUCGUGUGCCUCGGGGAGCGCACGACGGGGCCGGCUGUGCUCAGGGAAAUUAUCAUGACGUUCCUGCAGACACCAUACAGCGGGGAGGACCGUCACACGCAGCGGCUGGAGAAGAUUAAGGCUGCCGAAUCUAACACGAAUGGUUGUUAG